CUGCCACCCUAGAAGUCCCCUUCCGUCCUAGUGCCGAGGGGAGGCAGGGCUGGGCGCCAGGACCGCGCAGCCUCCGGGCCCUUCGCUCGGGAAACCGUUUCCGGGGCGGAUGCUUUUUGCAUCUGAACCAGCGCGCCCAGUGACGCCUUCGCGUCCAGGCGGAAGUGAGGGCGGAGGAUCCCCAGCUGGGUCCUGAGCCUGAACCUGAGCCCGAGCCCGAGCCGGGAGCCAGGAGCCGGUCGUGGGGGCUCCGAGCUGGGGGACCGCCGGGCCCCCAGCGAUGGCGACCCUAUGGGGAGGCCUCCUUCGGCUUGGCUCCUUGCUCAGUCUCUCGUGCCUGGCGCUGUUCGUGCUCCUGCUGGCGCAGCUGUCAGACGCCGCCAAGAAUUUCGAGGAUGUCAGAUGUAAAUGUAUCUGCCCUCCCUAUAAAGAAAAUUCUGGGCAUAUUUAUAAUAAGAACAUAUCUCAGAAAGAUUGUGACUGCCUUCAUGUUGUGGAGCCCAUGCCUGUGCGGGGGCCUGACGUAGAAGCAUACUGUCUACGCUGUGAAUGCAAAUACGAAGAAAGAAGCUCUGUCACAAUCAAGGUUACCAUUAUAAUUUAUCUCUCCAUUUUGGGCCUUCUACUUCUGUACAUGGUAUAUCUUACUCUGGUUGAGCCCAUUCUGAAGAGGCGCCUCUUUGGACACUCACAGUUGAUACAGAGUGAUGAUGAUAUUGGGGAUCAUCAGCCUUUUGCAAAUGCCCAUGAUGUGCUAGCCCGCUCCCGCAGUCGAGCCAACGUGCUCAACAAGGUAGAAUAUGCCCAGCAGCGCUGGAAGCUUCAAGUUCAAGAGCAGCGAAAGUCUGUCUUUGACCGACAUGUUGUCCUCAGCUAAUUGGGAAUUGAAUUCAAGGUGACUAGAGAGAAACAGGCAGAUAACUCGAAGAAACUGACUGGGUUUUGCUGGGUUUCAUUUUAAUACCCUGUUGAUUUCACCAUCUAUUACUGGACGAUUCAAAACUGGAAGCAAAAACAUGCUUGAUUUUUUUUCUUGUUAAUAGAGACAUUUUUUAAAGCACACAGCUCAAAGUCAGCCAGUAAGUCUUUUCUUAUUUGUGACUUUUACUAAAAAUCUGCCUGUAAAUUAUCUUGGCGUCCUUUACCUGGAAUAAGCACUCUCUUUUUGACCACAUAGUUUUAACUUGAUUUUCAAGAAAAUUUUCAGGGUUUUUCUGUUUUGUUUGGUGGGAGAGGGGAGGGAUGCCUGGGAAGUGGUUAACAACUUUUUUCAAGUCACUUUACUAAACAAACUUUUGUAAAUAGACCUUACCUUCUAUUUUUGAGUUUCAUUUAUAUUUUGCAGUGUAGCCAGCCUCAUCAAAGAGCUGACUUACCCAUUUGACUUUUGCACUGACUGUAUUAUCUGGGUAUUUCCUCUGUCUGCACUUCAUGGUAAACUGGAUCUGAAAUGCCUGGUGGCUUUUCACAAAAAGCAGAUUUUCUUCAUGUACUGUGAUGUCUGAUGCAAUGCAUCCUAGAACAAACUGGCCAUUUGCUAGUUUACUCUAAAGACUAAACAUAGCCUUGGUGUGUGUGGUCUCACUCAUCUUCUUCUAGUAUCUUUAAGGACAGAUCCUAAGGACUUGGACACUUGCAAUAAAGAAAUUUUAUUUUAAACCCAAGCCUCCCUGGAUUGAUAAUAUAUACAUACUUAGCAUUUCCAGUCGUGUUGAGAGGCAGCCGUUUGAGCUCCAAUGUGUGCAACUUUGAACUAGGGCUGGGGUUGCGGGUGCCUCUUCUGAAAGGUAUAACAGUUAUUGGAUAACUGGUUUUUUUCUUCCUAUGUCCUCUCUGAAAUGUAACAAUAAAAAUAAUUUUUGAAACAUCCA
Saimiri boliviensis boliviensis (Bolivian squirrel monkey) is the source of this 1871-nucleotide messenger RNA. RefSeq names its product TMEM9 domain family member B (gene TMEM9B). NCBI's taxonomy places the organism in Eukaryota, Metazoa, Chordata, Mammalia, Primates, Cebidae. The record is from RefSeq and is a predicted model, not a curated record. Gene Ontology annotation, biological process: positive regulation of canonical NF-kappaB signal transduction. Gene Ontology annotation, cellular component: lysosomal membrane.